Vitis vinifera (wine grape) is the source of this 1298-nucleotide messenger RNA. RefSeq names its product protein DMR6-LIKE OXYGENASE 1. Lineage: Eukaryota; Viridiplantae; Streptophyta; Magnoliopsida; Vitales; Vitaceae. The record is from RefSeq and is a predicted model, not a curated record. The transcript is spliced from 4 exons. Bases 57 to 1106 code for a protein of 349 amino acids.
GGGCUCUUCCUCCUGAACAGGCCAUCCCUCAGUACAAAGACAUUUCUUGGGUAGCCAUGGCCAAUGCAAAGCUUCUGUUGUCUGACCUUGCAUCCAGUAUAGACUGUGUUCCUUCAAGAUAUGUUCGACCCGUGAACGACCGCCCAAACCUUGAUGAGGUUCAGUCCUCAUUGGAUGGCUCCAUUCCCCUCAUCGACCUCCAAGACCUCCAUGGUCCUAGCCGCUCCCAUGUUAUCAAGCAGAUAGCUGAAGCCUGCCAGAUUGAUGGUUUUUUUCGGGUCAAGAACCAUGGAAUACCGGAGAGUGUGAUCCAUGGCAUGUUGAGCAUAACAAAGGAGUUUUUCCAUUUACCGGAAAGUGAAAGGUUGAAGAACUACUCCGACGACCCUUUGAAGACUAUGAGACUCUCUACUAGUUUCAAUGUGAAAACCGAGCAGGUGUCCAACUGGAGAGAUUUCCUGAGACUCUAUUGCUACCCUUUAGAGGAUUACAUUCAGGAAUGGCCCUCCAACCCUCCAUCUUUCAGAGAAGUUGUGGCCGAGUAUUGCAAGGAGGCUAGAAAAUUAGCAUUACUACUGCUUGAAGCAAUAUCCGAAAGCUUAGGACUAGAGAGGAACCACAUAGAUAAGGCGCUGGGAAAGCACAGCCAGCAGAUGGCCCUCAACUACUACCCACCUUGUCCUCAACCAGAGCUGACGUUUGGCUUACCUGGCCAUGCUGAUCCUAAUGCCCUCACAAUCCUCCUUCAAGACGAUGUGCCCGGUUUGCAGGUGCUCAAAGAUGGAAAAUGGGUGGCCAUCCACCCUAUUCCAAAUACUUUCAUUGUCAACAUUGGUGAUCAAAUCCAGGUGAUGGAGACAAAAGUACUUAGCAAUGAUUGCUACAAGAGUGCGGUCCAUAGGGCCGUGGUGAACUGCCAGAAGGAGAGGAUCUCCAUUCCAACCUUUUAUUGCCCAUCACCAGAUGCAGUUAUAGGACCAGCUCCGGGACUGGUCGACCAUGGUCAUCCUGCCCUUUACAGGAAAUUUACAUACAGUGAGUACUUUGGGAAAUUCUGGAACAGGGGCCUUGCUACUCAAUCCUGCUUGGACAUGUUCAAGACGUAGCCAUUUAUCUGUAGCUUGGGAGUAAUUGUAACAAGAACAACAACAAACUCAAUAAAUUCGACAGAUUCCUCCAUGAAAUUGUCGUAUAUGAAGCAUUAAUAUGACUUGUUUAUUAUUGUAUAUUUGGUGGGUCGACUCAUGAGUAGUUGACAGACCCAGAUAAACAGAUAUUCAAGUAUACUAUUUAGUCUA